This is a messenger RNA of Alligator mississippiensis (American alligator), 5046 nucleotides long. Its product is annotated as cytosolic 5'-nucleotidase 1A. The record is from RefSeq and is a predicted model, not a curated record. The coding region runs from base 151 to 1098 and encodes 315 amino acids. Gene Ontology annotation, cellular component: cytoplasm; cytosol. NCBI's taxonomy places the organism in Eukaryota, Metazoa, Chordata, Crocodylia, Alligatoridae. The transcript is spliced from 7 exons. Gene Ontology annotation, molecular function: 5'-nucleotidase activity; magnesium ion binding; nucleotide binding. Gene Ontology annotation, biological process: adenosine metabolic process; nucleotide metabolic process.
GGCAUUGCCUCUGUUUCCUGCCAGAGAUAGGAACUAUAAAAGGCAGGCUGUUUCUUAAAAGUUUGACUGAUUUGGAUGCUGCUGCUGUUGGUGUUGCAGGGACAGGGGGUCCUGGAGAGCAGAGGGAGCACACGCGGUUGGAGAUAGAAGAUGGCAGAGGCUGACGGCACAAUUAUCAACACCAACGUGAAACAGAAAGACCCAAAUGAGGCGCUGGUCAUUGCUGUGACGACUAGAGCCAUCUUCAACCUAGAGGAGGAACAUGAGCUGUUCCUGACAAAGGGCAAGGAGGAGUUUGUGAGGCACCAGCAAGCCAAUCAGGAUAAGCCUCUGGAGCAAGGUACAGCCUUCCCUUUCAUUCAGGCAGUACAAUAUGUGAAUCAGAAACUCCUGGAGAGAAACCCUGAGGAAAAGAGGCUUUUUGAUGUCAUUGUGCUCUCCAACAACAGCCCAGAGAGUGGUGUGCGCAUUGUAAACAGCGCUAAGCAAUAUGGUUUGGAGAUCUCCAAAUUCUGCUUCGUCAGCGAUGAAGACUCCACCCAGUACUUGAAGUCCCAUAAUGUCAAUCUCUUCCUUUCGGCCGACAGGACGGAUGUGUGCAAUGCCCUUCGGAGAGGGGUUUCAGCUGCACUCAUCUUCCAGCAGGAGGUGCAGGCUCCCAACACCCAGCUGCGGGUGGUGUUUGAUGGGGAUGCUGUGCUCUUCUCAGAUGAGACAGAGCGGGUUUUUCAAGAGAAGGGGCUGGAGGGAGCUGUGGAGUAUGAGAAGAGAAUGGAGGCCGUGCCAAUGGGAGAGGGUCCACUGAAGGCAUUUGCCAUGCAUCUUGGGAAGAUGCGUCAGAAGUUCAGCCAAGAGAAUUCCCCUAUUCGCACUUACUUGGUGACUGCCCGUAGCGGCCGUGACAUGGGCAUCCGUACCAUCAAAACCCUUCGUGAAUGGGGGCUGGCAAUCGAUGAGGCCUUCUUCAUGGAUGGGGCUCCCAAAGGCCCCAUUCUCUCCAAGAUCCAACCCCACAUCUUCUUCGAUGAUGGGCUUCAUCACAUCCAGGGGGCCCAGGAUGUCGGCAUACCUUCAGCAUGGGUCCCUUGUGACUGCUGAUGGCCAUGGAUGAAGUCAAAUGUCAUCCAAAUUACCUAAAGUGCAUUUGUCAAAUGUCAAGCCAAAGUUUACAGUGGAAGGGGUAAAGAGAGGAUUUUUAAACCUGCAUCAAACUCAAGAGAGAGGGAGGAGAAUUCUGCAUGUGGAUGUGAUGCUGAGUAUAUUAUCCUUGUGUCUCUCUGUUCCAAAGACAUGCUCCAUUUGAUUUUUGGGAAGUGACAAAAGAAGCCUAAAAUUUUACCAGAAGUACCUGCUUGAAAUGUCCCCUAUACACCUCUCAUCAUUUGCUAUAAGCUGUCUCUCCCAGGAUUGUAGCCCAUAGGGCCAGCAUGCCACAGCAAUCCUUCUGUGUGCUUCAAAACUACUGCUUCUUUAAAAUGCCCUGUAAUACAAGUGCUGAAACAACAGCUCGGAUGAAGAGACCCAUGGGAGCUGAAGAGAACAUGUAAUCAUGUCACAUUGACUUGGCAAUGUGUAAACUAUAGCUGUAGUCAGAGAUGAAUGUUGGUCUUUAGGAUUUGGGGCCAAUACUACCUAAAUUCCCAAAUGUCUGCUAAGUGCUGAAUCUGUUGAGGACUUUAUUUUUCCAAAGGAUUUUUUACAUGAAUAUUUUGUAUGUGCUCGGCCAAAUCCUGUGAAGUGCUAAGCCAUUCACUCCAGCAGAAAAUAUAGGUGUUCAGCACUUUCUGGGAUUUCAUCCAUUUAAGUAUAUAUCUUCUCAUUGGUUCUGGCUUGAAUUUAAACCUGGGCCAGAAUCAGGUCGCACAGUAGCAUGAAUCUGCAGUCAUUUCCAGAGAAGUCAAUGAAGUUAUAUCACUGCAGUUGAGAUGACACUCAAACCUUGAAUAUGUUGUAGUGAAAUGAACAGCAACAUCUCCCUCUCUCUUCCACUCUUCUGCCUUCGUGCCAGCCACACAGCCUCUCUGCAGCUCUCUUCAAACAGCACAGUGCAAGUGUGUCACUGUCACUUUAUAACGCAUAACUUUAUAACAGCGCUUUUCUUGCAGUAUCUCAGGGAUGAGUUGGCAAUAGCGCAGGAAUGACAGUCCCCAUGCUGUAGCUGCCUAUUCAUGUUUAGGACCCUAGACAAAUCAUGCAGGACCCCUAGCCACUGGGGUAUGUGUAUGUUUAACAAGUAGGCUUCUAAGCCACGUUCUUUAUUACAAGCUAUGAAACCACAGCUUCAGUGACUGGGUAAGCAUGCAAGUUGAAGAAACAUUGCUGAAUCACAGGUGGUAAGAAAUCCGAGUUACUGCAAUGUCCAGUCUCUUUUUAGAGAAACAGAUUUGGCUGGAUUGUAUCAUAGCAUCAGUAUGAUGCAGAGUUUUCAGGUAAGAAAUGUACUGUAUUUUAGGGGCAUGUGAGUGUGUAUCUAUUUAUAAAGAGAAAUAGUGACCAGAUUCUCAGUACAUGUAAAUCUAUGGUAGCUCUGUUGACUACACUAGUUUAGAAUGGCUGAGGAUCUGGGGGAGGUGUGAGAGUGAGGGAGAGAGAUGCUGGAAUAAUGGCCUGUCAUUUCAGAUAUCACAGCAAAGGGCUCAGACCAGUACCAUGCAAACACUGCAUUGCCUUGCGUCUUAGGCUAAAGCCCAUUUAUCCUCUUCUCCUUGCUGGCCUCAAUAGCUGGUAUCUGAUGGCACUGGGAUAUUGCUUUUGCUGGCACCAGUGCAUCUUAUGCCUAGAGUGAGUGGAUUUGGUUUGGGCUUUUUUACUAGAGAGGAUGCAGUAAGUUGGAGCCACUCUGACUUUGCUAGAUUGCGGUAGUAGGUUUCGAGUAUUAUUGUAGCUGUGAUGGUCGAAGAAACAUGUGAGAAGCAAGGGUUUUUGGGAUAUUUUUUAUUGGACAAGCUAUAUAAUUUGAAGAGAUGUUAGACAAUCUUCCAUGUACCUGAAGAAGGGCACUUUGUGCCUGAAAGCUUGUCCAACAUCUCUCUCAACUAUACAGUUGGUCCAGUAAUAUACUGCGAAAAAAACACUUCCUUCUUUGCCAGAUUGCAAUUUUUUUGCCAAGGACUGAAUUUGAGCAAUCGGUCUAUGCACACAUUCACCACUAGAGGCCACCGUGCCAUCUCACUGAGAGGUGCAGGCUGGCUAGCUGGCCCUACCAUGGCUGCAGAUGUGCAGGGGACAGAGUUAGUACUCAGAGCUCUUAGCUUCCUUCUCCCAGGGGUCUGUUUUAAACAGUGGGUAUGAAUCAAAUAUGCCUUGAAAAGGCCCAUUUAAAAAGGUAUUAGUAGACAUAGCCACACAAAUGAUGGACAUUCCAUAAAUGCAGGGCCCAUUGAAGUGAAAAAAUACUCAUAGACCAACUUGAAGCAAAGAAUUCAUCCCUGGUCCUCAGUUCUCUUUUCCUGAGCCUGGAAGAGCCUAGGAGCAGAGCUGCAGGAGCAAGUGUUGCCCAGAAGCAGUUUUGCUUCCCUGACAGCUGAUGGAUGGAGAUGCAGCAGUUAACUCAGGGGAGUCCCUUCCCCAACGCUAGUUGAAAAGAUGCCUGUUGUACCACUGGGAGCGGGAAGGUCCGGGACAGAAGGGGAUAAGGUAAAGCACCCCCAGGUUCUAGUAGGAGUAUUGAUGACAGCUCUUACUCCAAAGGGGGAGAUUAUGCUACCUCUUUUGUAAAUAGAUUUCUCAUAGGAAGAGACAUCUUUAGUUUGAACUUUGGUAGUUGGCUCUAUGGUUUGAUGAGUGUAAGGAGUGCUGAGCUGCAGUCAUUGGUGCAGAAAGGCCUUAAAGUACACUUUCCACCAAUGGCAAUGCAAGAAGAGUGGGUUAAAAAUGGUCUUUUUUUUUUUCCUUGGACAAAAUAAUGUUAAUACAGAGAUUUUAUUUUGAUUUUUCUAUGAAAGAAGGAAUGAUUUUCCCAAGUUAAAGGAGAGUUUUCAGUUCAUUUCAAAAAGGGAACUUAAUUUUAGUUUCAUCUUCAUUUUCAAAAAAAAUUAAUUGAAACUUAGCAAAAUAAGCUUGGUUUCCUAUUGAAUCUUUAAAAAAAAAAAAAAAGCAAAAAAUCCCCAAAUCCUGUCAAAUAGGAUAAGUUUCAUAAAGCACUUUACUGAAAUUAGUAGUGAUGGGGGCGGGGGGAAUAGGAGGAAGACAGCAGAGAAUGGUUCAUCAGCUCUAAAUACCAGUAACAGUGGCACAAGUUACGUUUUCUACUGUGUUUUAGCCUCAAGUCAUUUGAGGCUCCUAUAAGUGAACUCUGAGCAUUUAUUCCACCAGUCCUUAAAGAGGGGGAUCAUAGAUUUCACAAAUGAGAGUCCUGUGAGAGCAUCUCUGCCUUAUGCCACAUUGGAUAGGAUGCAAUGUCUCGCAAUGGGGCUUAUAUCCGACUCUUCCACAGAGAAGUAGAUUGUUGCUAAAAUUCUCUCCUAUUCAUGUUGCCCCUUCCUUUAGGUUACCCCAUGUCCUUUCAGCGUUACAAACUUUUCUCCAUUUACUGCAUUCUUCAUUUACUUAUCACAUCGGAUAACAUGGUGCAUCAUCAACCCUUGCACCUUCAGUCCUGGUUGGCUCAUCUUUACUAUUUUUAUUUAAAUUUUCUUCAGUGAGAGAAGCCAGAAAAAUCCAUGUCUGUAGCAUAGAUAAAAAUGAGGAUAACACUGAGCCAGGACAGGUAUUUGGAAGGUCAUUGUUGGUUAAUAUAACAUUAACUGUGCCAAACUGAUAAAGAAAUAUCUAGAUAGGAAAUGAGAAGGAUAUUGUACAUUAGACAGAAUACUCUGAAUAACAUCACGAAAAAAGAUGGGAACACGAGAUCAACACUGUUAUUACCAUACAGCCCCAGUCGAUGAGUUAAUUAAGGAUCAUGGGAGAAACAAGGGGGGGGGGGAAGGCAAUUAUUUUCUAUUUAACUGUGUUCAGAAAAUAUAACUUUAAAAAAAUGAUUUACAAUUUAAAUUCAACUCCUUCAAAUGCUGUUUUCUGCAAUAAAUAAAAUGCAUUGAUAUCAAA